CAGCAGUGCACACAGCAACAUUUACGGAGGAGCGAACGGUAGUGCAGCAUCUCCUUUUCUAAAGAGUGCUGGGGUUCGAAUAGAAAAUGCGGGACUUCCCGCGAGCAGCACAACACAGCCAGCUGCAUUCACAAGUCAAGUAGUUGGCGGCUCCAAAGCCGAUGAUCCCGAUGAAUUUGGUGAACACUGGAUCCACAGAUCUGUGAGCAUGGGAGACAUGUCCGGGGAUGCGAUGAUGCUCCUCGUGCCACAAGAAUUAGUAGACAAGGAUAAUUCACGAUCUGUCGUGGGUGAAGAAGACACCACAGCAGAGGCAGAACAUUUCCAACAAGGCGUAGGGAUUUCCUCAGCACUUCAGCAACUAAGCGAGGAGCCAUCCUCGCAAGAAAAAGUUCCGCCCGAAGUCGUGUCGAAAAUUUCUACUCCUGAACAAGUGCAACACGAUUCUGUGGCUUCUAUAUCAGAAGCAGCAUCUUCUUCGACUGAACCGAAACCGAAGACGGGUGCAAAGCUUCCGCGACGUGUACGUUCUACGCCGUCACGAAAAGAGCUGAGGCGUGUUUGUGAUGCUUUUCAUGCAGCGUUGACACUGAGUCCAGAAGAGGUUCCAAAUUCCGUAUCUGAUUGUUCGUUUGAUGAUUUAUUGCGGGAACGGCAAGGCAGACAAGGACUCCCGCAUCAAGACCAGCUUCCAGAUCUCACAUCUGGUUCGAUAUUGCUUCCGACGGCGAAGCAGAAGGUAUUUCACUCGCGGAACCUAAAUCCACUGGCGGCUGCAUCGAGCGGCGGUGCAGAUGGUGUCGACGAUGCUUCGUCAGAUGGCUCGUUGCUCGACGGCGGGCUUCAGUUCACUGGAAUGUAUGACCCGACUAGAAGCGAUUCACCUUCCAUCGUCUCUUGUGACGGUCACGAGGGUACCAAUGCUGAUGCUUCUCGGCAGGCGGAGCAUAUAAAAAGGAGGUUGCUAGGCAUGAAAGGAGAUUUAGGUUCACCGUUGUUGGAAGGCGAGGUGUCGGCGUCUCUUCCUCGAACGCGCCCUAGCCCAAGAACGCCGUUGGGGCCCCUUGCGUCGUCCCCGUCCGAUGACGAUUUUAUGCUGCCUCCUCCCGCAAAGCCAAUUUAGAAAUGACCAAAGACCAAGACGAAGCCAACUACUCUUUUGAAGACCUUCCUUGUUUUAUAUUUCAUUUAUGGGCAACGGCAAAUGCGUAAGAACACGACUUGGGUUUUUCAUCCCCUUAAGAAUGUACGGCAUGCACCCCAGUAUGCGUGUCUGCUCUUGUUUCGCGAGAAGAUGAGAAUUGUGUCUCUGCAUGUCCGUUGAAAAAACUUGUUUCGAAGUUUCUAGUGUAAUAAAGAUAUCGUUGUAAAAACAAUUCAAGAUAAUUAUUGCAUGGCAACAAGCUUCAUUGAGUUGUUUCGUAACUAAACAACGAUGAACUAUAAUGUUAGAAUGAUGUCGCUGACGCUCGUCGCGAGUGGCGGCAUGAGCAACGUUCACAUGUCAUGACGUCGCUGACGGAAUUCCCCGUAAUUGACUGCGUUUUAUUCGAAUAUGAAACUGGCUGCUCCAGUGGGUACUGAAACAUAAAAUGAAAAUGAAUUGAUGAGCACGAGGCUAGUAGUGUCUUUGAUGGAGCGGCAAUAUACUAGACACCAAGUCAUGUUUUCAAGAAGGACAGCGUUUCUUAGGUAUUUAGGUACGUCGAAGCCGAAGGGGAUACCGUAUCAGAUUGCGCCUUAUAUAUAUAUAUACAUCUCCCUCUGGUUUUUGUCUGACCGAUGUUUAGUUCUUUGGAUUCGGCAAAAUCAACUGAGCAAAUGUUUUCGACAACACUCGUUUCAUUCGUAAGCACAUGCAUGACGAGUACUUAUAUUUAUCCAAGGAGGAUGAGGAACACGUAAUUUUUUCGAGAUAGGCAUGAAGUGGGUCUAUUGAAGAAACAUUAACGACAUGUUAACAUGUGAUUACCAAAAAGUCAACCUUGCAUCUAUUGAAUCCUGCCGUCAGGAUCAAAAAAGAACAUCUAUGGAGCAUUCAUUGGCGUAAACUCGCCUAUCACUCUAUUCAAUGGAUGCACAGUGGCAAUGUAGACUCUCUCGGUUCUUAAAAUUCAUGAUAGUCACCCUGGAGAUUUAGACUUCGUGGAAAGUUAUCGAUCAUAAUGUCGAGGAACGGCGUUCCCCGACAUAAAGCC
This is a messenger RNA of Amoebophrya sp. A25, 2198 nucleotides long. NCBI's taxonomy places the organism in Eukaryota, Dinophyceae, Syndiniales, Amoebophryaceae. The record is from the annotation of a GenBank genome assembly.